UUCUUCCUCUACUUCUUUCUCUUCCGCCAGAGAGAGAAAUUCUCUCUUUUCUCCACUCCUCAAAAACCCCCAGAUCUAUGGCCUACAACUGCUACGGGGCGGAGACAAGCAAAUCUGGAGAUGGAUUUUCGGCGAUGGAGCAAGAUGGAUGAAGAAACCUACAGCUACUGGAGAUGGAGAUCGAAACUAGAGGUGAUGGUCAAUGAUGAUGAUGGUGGUGACGGUGACGAUCUGGAUGGUGGUGAUGGCCGGAAUUGGGGGGAAAGGAUGAUGAAGAACGGUAUGGUGAAAAUAAGUUUUUAAGAUAUUUUGAGCUUUUAAAAUUGAAUUUUGAAUGACUUGAAUUAAUUGAUAAUGGAAAA
This is a messenger RNA of Rubroshorea leprosula, 362 nucleotides long. The record is from the annotation of a GenBank genome assembly. NCBI's taxonomy places the organism in Eukaryota, Viridiplantae, Streptophyta, Magnoliopsida, Malvales, Dipterocarpaceae.